AUGAAUGCACGACACCAGAAGUUUCGUUUAAAUGUUGAGUUGCGCCAGGUAAAAGAUGCAGCCGCUUGUUUUCUCCACUCCCUUCUAUUGCAUCGAUGCGUUGGAAAGUUCGAGUACAGCGCGGAGAAGCACUUCACCCUCGGCUCCCUGGGGUUCGCCGAGGUCGACUGCGAGAAUAUCGAUCUCACCUAUGUACGAAUAAACAGCGACGAGCUGUGCGCGAACAUCGACGAGCACGUCUGCGCAUUCUACUCGGAUGUGGCCGAGAGUUUGACCUCGCAUCCGCCCACCCCGGCCUCAUCUCCAUCAAGUCCGCCGAUAAACCGAUUUGGAGACCCCAGCUCCUCGUCGACGCAGGUGAUGCUCGGCCUCGAGUUUCUGCAGAAAAAGAAGCGCCAAUGGCCCUUCAGCGAGGAGCUCGCCUCGUGGGAGGUGUGGAACCUCGGCCUAGAGAUUUGCCGUACAUCAAAUGAUGAGCUGUCGGUGAUGCGGGAGAGCGUGGCCGAGGCGCUCGGCGAUUUGGUGCUCGCCGUCUGCUCACAAAUAAAUCGACCGCAAUACAUGCCGAAGAUGCCCAGCAAAACGGAGCUGACGAGCGUCUUUGACGUCCAAUUCUCCGACUGUCAACCCUACCUCUACAAGGUGGUCACCUCAACCCCACUCAACCGCCGCCUUCAAGCCAGCCAGCGCCCACUCGCCACCAUCCAGUCGGUCAUCAAGAAUCUGGCGUAUCCGACG
This is a messenger RNA of Mesorhabditis spiculigera, 738 nucleotides long. NCBI's taxonomy places the organism in Eukaryota, Metazoa, Nematoda, Chromadorea, Rhabditida, Rhabditidae. The record is from the annotation of a GenBank genome assembly.